GGCAGGACCGGUCUCCCGGCGUAUUUUUCAGGGGGGCAGCGCUGGCCCGCACUCACCCUCUGUCUGUCUCUGCUUCCACCGGGGCCACGACUCCACCUCUCCGGUCGCCUGGAGCCGCGCGGACUUUGCCCCGUCCGCCCGUGGCUCCGUCCCGGCGGGGCGGGGAUGCGGGAGCGGGGCGGGGCGGCCCCAGCGCUGCGGGGCGGGCCCGGGCCGGGCCGGAGCUGCCCGGAACGGCGACGACGACGGGAUGGGGUGGGUGCUGCUGGGCACGGGGCUGCUGCUGGCACUGUACACGCUGCUCCGGCACGGGCUGCGCAGCGCCCCGCGGCCCCGCGCCCGCCCCGAGCUGCGCGGCCGCACCGCCAUCGUCACCGGGGGAAGCAGCGGCAUCGGCGCGGCCACGGCGCUGGAGCUCGCCCGGUGCGGGGCCCGCGUUAUCCUGGCGACCCGCAGCGCCCGGCGGGGAGAGGCCGCCGCCAGCCGCAUCCGCAGGGAGACAGGGAACAACGAGGUGCUGUUCAUGCAUCUGGACCUGGCCAGCCUGUGCUCGGUGAGAGCCUUUGCCAGCACCUUCCUGCGGCAGGAGCCCCACCUGCACCUCCUCAUCAACAACGCAGGGGUGAGCAUCGGGGGCACGACAGAGGAUGGCUUCAGCCUCCCCUUCCAGGUGAACCACCUGGGCCAUUUCCUGCUGACCCAGCUGCUGCUGGAGCGGCUGCGGAGCUGCGCUCCCAGCCGGGUGGUCAUCGUGGCCUCCAGCGCUCACUGCGCCGGCCGCCUGCACCCUGAAUCCCUGGGCCGGCCGCCCUCGGGGCUGUUCUCCACCUUCCAGGACUACUGUGACAGCAAAUUGGCCAACGUGCUGCACGCCCGUGAGCUGGCCACGCGUGAGCAGGGCACACAGGUCACCUGCUACGCCGUGCACCCAGGUGGCUGCUGUGGCUCUGAUGAGAAGCAAUAUGUGUAUGGAGGCUGGGCCUGGGCAUGGUGGUGCAUUACUGACACCCAAAGAGUGUCUUUGGAGGUUUUGACCAUCCUCUGUCGCUGCGAGAAUGUUGAGACGUCGGAGGGGGUCCCACUGUACGUAACAGGGGUUGCACAGGUGAAGAUAAUGACCGAGAAGGAGCUCCUGGCUGUGGCCUGUGAGCAGUUCUUGGGGAAGAACGUGCAGGAUGUGAAGAACGUGGUCCUGCAGACACUGGAGGGACACCUGCGCUCCAUCCUGGGUACCCUGACAGUGGAGCAGAUCUACCAGGACAGGGACCAGUUUGCCAAGCUGGUGCGGGAGGUGGCAGCUCCCGACGUGGGUCGCAUGGGGAUCGAGAUCCUGAGUUUCACCAUCAAGGAUGUCUAUGAUAAAGUGGAUUACCUGAGCUCCCUGGGGAAGACUCAGAUUGCAGCUGUCCAAAGGGAUGCAGACAUUGGAGUGGCAGAAGCCGAGCGGGAUGCUGGCAUUCGGGAGGCAGAGUGCAAGAGAGAAAUGCUGGAUGUCAAGUUCAUGGCAGAUACCAAAAUAGCAGAUUCCAAACGGGCUUUUGAGUUGCAGAAAGCUGCCUUCACUGAGGAGGUCAACAUUAAGACUGCAGAAGCCCAGCUGGCCUACGAGCUCCAGAGCGCCCGGGAGCAGCAGAAGAUCCGCCAGGAGGAGAUCGAAAUCGAGGUGGUGGAGCGCAAGAAGCAGAUCGAGGUGGAACAGAAGGAGGUGGUCCGGAUGGAGAAGGAGCUGAUGGCCACCGUGAAGCAGCCGGCCGAGGCCGAAGCCUAUCGCAUCCAGCAGAUCGCCGAGGGCGAGAAGGUGAAGCAAAUCCUCCUUGCUCAGGCGGAGGCGGAAAAGAUCCGCAAGAUUGGAGAGGCUGAGGCUUUUGUGAUCGAGGCCGUCGGGAUGGCAGAGGCUGAGGGGUUGAAGCUGAAAGCACAAGCGCUCCAGAAGUAUGGAGAAGCUGCCCAGCUGGCUCUAGUGCUGGAUGCACUGCCCGAGAUCGCUGCCCAAGUGUCUGCUCCCCUCUCCAAAGUGAAUGAGAUCGUUAUUCUCAGCGGAGAGAAAGGCAGCACCAUGUCCGAUGUGAACCGUCUCCUGGCUGAGGUCCCCGCCUCCGUGCGUGCCAUCACUGGUGUAGAUCUCACAAAGCUUCCCCUGUUCCAGAAAGCCACCGAGGCCAAGGAAUGAGGUUGGCCAACCCAAAGCUAGUGAAGAUCACUCCCUGUUAUGCACUCAAACAUCAACUGCCUUCGACACAUGGGAAUUCCUUUUAUAUCAAAGACAAUCCGAGUUUCAUUUGUAACUGGUGCCUUAUUUUGUAGGGCCAGAAAGAUGCAUGUCCUGUCUGCUGCUCUUUUUAUUCCAAGGCUGGGAGAGGAUUUAUUUUCUAAUUAACCUUGUGUUGUCUCAGGCCAAUCCCAUCCCCGGUUAUGACUGGCAGCUUCUCUGGCGUUGCAGUCCCAGUGCCUUGCUGUUCUCUGCCCUGGGGUGAACACCUGGAGCUGGGAGCAGAGGCUUGGGAUGUGGAGCUUUAGGAAAAGAACCAGGACCCCCUCCCCUGGUCUCCUUGCCCUCUCUCAGUGACUCUCCUGGGCACUGUCCCAGCCCUGCCUCUGCCCACAGCUGUCCCUGUGGCUGGCUCUCCCUGUGUCUCACCCCCAGGGCCCCCACAGUGCCAGCAGCCCUGCCCAGGCUGGGUGGGUGGCAGCCAACCCCCCAGGAGGGUGACAAUCCAGCACUAGCAGUGGGUGCUACCCUCUCCCAUGCUGGCUCCCCUUGGGAAAUUUUCCUCAUAGGAUCUGGAGCAGGGAGCUCUCCACAGGGCAGAGGGAGCCCAGCUCAGCCCUGGUGAGGUCCCACCACCAGAAAUACCAAAAAGGAGCGCUGUGCCAAAGCCACCCAUCCCCUGAGAGGGCAGUGUCCCCAGAUGCUGUGGCACUUCCUGACCCCACAACUCAAGCAGAAUGGUGGUCAGAGGUGGGUUGGGGGACCAGCAGGACACUGAGGUGGGGACAGGCUCCUCCAGCACAGCCUGUACAGCUGCCUCUGCCUCCCUCCCUCCCCCUGCCUCUUAUGGCCAGUGGCUUUGCUGUCUUGUGACAAUGUGAAAGAGGUUGUCCCCUGUGUGUGCCCGUCCUCCCCACAGUGCCACAGAGCCUUGUGCUGGCCCUUGCCCCUUCCCUGCCUGUCUCGAUGCCUGUGCUCCAUGUGGCUGGCACAGCCAGACCCUGUGUGAAGUCAGCCUGGCAUUGCUGGGGGGCUGGUGGCAUUUGGGGGUCCUGCGCCCACAGCUCAGUGCCCCCACCCCGUGCCAUAGGGCGGGGGCAGGUCCCUCCCGGUGCUGUCCUUUGCCAGGAGUGACCCACGGCUGGGGGGGCGCGGCUGCUGCGGGGCCCCCCCGUGCCCUCCCAGCGGCGUUAUCGGUCCCCGGCCUGCGCUGGCCCGUGGGCGGCGGGCAGGCGUGCCGGGCCGGGCCGGGCCCUAUCUGCAUGUGCCUGCGCCCGCCACCCCGCUGCUGAGAGAUAAUAAACCCUUGUCACCUCC
This is a messenger RNA of Corvus hawaiiensis (hawaiian crow), 3526 nucleotides long. RefSeq names its product flotillin 2 (gene FLOT2). The record is from RefSeq and is a predicted model, not a curated record. Gene Ontology annotation, cellular component: plasma membrane. The transcript has 14 exons. The coding region runs from base 251 to 2170 and encodes 639 amino acids. Gene Ontology annotation, biological process: regulation of myoblast differentiation; protein localization to plasma membrane. NCBI's taxonomy places the organism in Eukaryota, Metazoa, Chordata, Aves, Passeriformes, Corvidae.